Oncorhynchus keta (chum salmon) is the source of this 2340-nucleotide messenger RNA. RefSeq lists its product as uncharacterized. The coding region runs from base 590 to 1720 and encodes 376 amino acids. NCBI's taxonomy places the organism in Eukaryota, Metazoa, Chordata, Actinopteri, Salmoniformes, Salmonidae. Gene Ontology annotation, molecular function: protein binding. The record is from RefSeq and is a predicted model, not a curated record. The transcript has 8 exons.
GGUGUUGUGUCUGAGUGGAAUGAGGAGAGGAUAAGAGAAGAGAAAGGGAGAAGAGAAAGAGGGAGAGAGGGAAGAGAAGGAGAGGAGAAAGAGAGAGAGAGCGAAGAGAAGGAGAAGAAAAAGAGGGAGUGAGGGAGAAGAGAAAGAGGGAGAGAUGGAGAGAGGGAGAGAGGGAGAGAGGGAGAGAAGGAGAGAGGGUGAGAAGGAGAGAGGGAAGAGAAGAAGAGAAAGAGGGAGAGAGGGAGAAGAGAAAGCCGGGAGAGAGGGACGAAUAUGGAGGAUGUCUAAGGCCUGGGGUGUAUGCCUCAGGAAUGUAUUUGGCAGUGGGUAAAUACUGCAGGUAGCCUGAACACACACACACACACACACGCUCACGCCCAUUCAGUGCCACAUGCUCAUCUGUGCAGACAGUGAACCACUACUACUGUCUACUGCUACUGUACAUGGAACCACAGCUCAGGAAUACUAACAACCACAAACCUGAACCCAUAAAGAAGAUGUGUGUCUGCAACUUACAACAACAAAUGGCAGGAGGGCAAACUCAUACCUCAAUACCUCAGCUGUAUUAAGGUUUUCUUACAGUAUCACCAUGGCUGUACAAGUGUCGGUGCUCUCCCUAGUCCUCACUCUAGCCCUGGGCCUGAUGCUGAGUGCCUGCAGGCCUGUGUGUGGUACCCCAGGGACAACCCAGGACCUGGACUAUGGAGGGGUUCCUCUCUGGAUCAACCGUCUUCUGGGGGAACCCUCUGUAUUCAGCCUGAGGGGCCGAAUGGACCGGGCAUGGUACAGAGCCAACAACCCCCAGUCCUGCCCUGACCUGUGUGACUGUCCUAUCCAGUGGCCCUCAGCUCUGUACUGUGACCACAGAGACCUGGGAGAGCUGCCGGACAGCAUGCUUUACAAUACACAAUACCUGUUCCUGCAGGGCAACAACAUCUCGUCCCUGCCCUCCUCCUCUUUCACCAACUCCUCAGGACUCCGCUGGCUCAUCCUGGAUGAUAACCGUCUGCAGACAGACGGGUUGCAGACCUCCACGCUGCAGAACCUGACCCAGCUCCAAUACCUGUUCCUCAACCACAAUAAGCUGACUGUCGUGCCCUCUGGCCUGCCCAGGAGCCUGCGGCAGCUCCGACUGGCACACAACCUCAUCACCAGCAUCUCCCCGCGAACCUUCGGGAACUUACAUAAUCUUACAUUGCUGCUACUGCAGGGGAAUAGGUUGAACGUGAUUACAGAGACUGACUUCACAGGCCUGGUGUCUCUUAACCUGUUGAGCCUGAGCGGGAACCUCUUCUCCUCCUUCCCCUCCCACCUUCCUCCCUCCAUCCAGCAGCUCUACCUCUCCAACAACUCUCUGUCUGGCCUGGGGGAGGAAAGUCUACAGGGCUUCACUAAUCUCAGGUACCUGCGUCUGAGCCGCUGUGGUUUAGUGAGCCCUUCCCUCCACCCCCAAUCCUUCAACCUGUCUUCCCUUGUGGAGCUGGAUCUCUCUUACAACAAGCUGACAACCAUCCCCCUGGUUCCCCUCACACUACAGUACCUGUACUUGGAGGCCAACCACAUACAAGAGUUUAACAUCUCUAGUUUCUGUCGGGAGGUGGGUCCUCUGUCGUACUCCAGGAUGAGGAUCCUUCGUCUGGACGGGAACAAGAUGUCCUAUCAUCUACUACCACCUGAAUGGGUCUACUGCCUCCGAGUCCUGCACCACAUAUACAUCUAACCCUGACCUCGUACCUCUAACCCCCUGACCUUGCCACAACCCUGCUUUGAAGCUUACCUGGAAAGAUUCUGUCAAGGUCCGAACAUUCAGAAAUUAACACACACACAUGCACACAAGUAUGUCAUUCAAACGCACAUCCUUCAAACACACAUCACUCAUGCCCACUCGGACGCACGUUUGGACACACACAAACGCAAGCAAACGCUUACAUGCUCUCAGAACAGAUAUUCAAUACUCAAUACAUUUAUUUUUUUGGUUAUUUUUUUUAUCCUCCAGGAGUAGAGCUGAGGCUCAUUUAAUGUUGUUUUGCUAGUCUCACUGUAACCACUUCAUCCUGUAACACAGUCUGAUCAGUGUAUGAAGCACGUAGUCAUUCAAAUCAUCCACAAACAUCACCCACCAAGGCGUGUUAAUACAUCACAGUACUGUAGAGUCAACUUGGAGUUGAACUGAUCCAACACACACACAUAUUAAUGUGCACAUUGUAUGCGUUUUGUUACUGUAAAGUUUUACAAUAUCGUCAAUGUUUUGCUAAAAGGUCAAAUGAUGUGCUUUAUCGGAUGUAUGACUGUAACGCAUUCUUUUUGCAUAUGAACAGAACAAUAAAAGUUACACCAUUA